Messenger RNA from Rosa rugosa (rugosa rose), 1959 nucleotides. RefSeq lists its product as uncharacterized. Bases 1 to 1959 code for a protein of 652 amino acids. Lineage: Eukaryota; Viridiplantae; Streptophyta; Magnoliopsida; Rosales; Rosaceae. Gene Ontology annotation, molecular function: protein dimerization activity. The transcript has 4 exons. The record is from RefSeq and is a predicted model, not a curated record.
AUGACGGAUCACCGAAAACCCAAGCGGUAUAAAAAUCUUCUUUCAUGGUUUACAAGUGAUACUCCAUCUAGUGGUAGUGGGAAUGAGAUUGGGAGUGGGAGUGGGAGCGAGAGUAGAAAUGUGACUGAGAAUUCUGUGAAUGAUGUCCUUUUAAACUCUUGUCCAUCUAGCCCGGUAGAAGAGUGUGGUAAUGAUAGAAUUGAGACAGAAGUGUGUUUUGAUGUUACUUCUCUUGAAUGUGAUCCUGGAAUACGACGUCCAAUAUGCAAAGGUCAUGAUGAAUCGGCUAAUUCAUCCAAUGGUGGCAAUUUCAAUGCGGUUUUGCAAGCUUUUGGAAGAGUUAGUUUAGAAGUCCACAAAGUCUUACAUAAUGCUCAUGGGAAUGCCAAGUAUAUUUCUCCAAUUAUUCAAAGACAAAUCCUAAAUAUUCUUGGUAACAAAGUUAGAACCAAGAUUCGUGAGGAAGUGGGAGAUGCUAAAUUUUGUAUCCUUGUUGAUGAAGCGGUUGAUGUGUCUAAUAGAGAACAAAUGGCUAUCAUUCUUCAAUUUGUUGAUUGUGAUGGGUUUAUUAGAGAACGAUUUUUCAAAGUUAUUAGUGUUGCAGACACUUGUUCUCAAACUCUUAAAAAUGAGAUAUCCAAAGUCCUUGCCCAAUAUGAUCUUCAAGUAGAAAAUAUGCGUGGCCAAGGUUAUGAUGGUGCUAGCAACAUGCGGGGUGAAUUUAAUGGUUUACAAGCUUUGUUUCGUGAAGAGUGUCCAUAUGCAUAUUAUGUGCAUUGCUUUGCUCAUCGCUUACAAUUGACUUUAAAUGCCGCAGCUAAAGAAGUGCAUGAUAUUUGGCAAUUCUUUUCAACUCUAAAUGUGAUUGUUAAUUUUGUUGAUUCUUCUGCAAAACGGCAUUCAGCAUUAAGAGUCAUCAGAGAAGAAGAAAUUGCAGAUUUAGUGGCUGCAGGUACCCUUGAGACAGAUUUGGUUGCAAAUGGACCAAAUAAAUUACAAGGAGAAGCAAUGAGUGUAGGUAAGGCUAUGAAGAGUAUUGAUUUUGUGUUUUGCUUGCUUUUGAUGCAUGAUGUCAUGAAGAUUUUUGACUUUCUUUGUCAGUCAUUGCAAAAAAAAGCCAUAGACAUCUUGAAUGCUCUAAAUUUUCUUUCAAUAACAAAAUCAAAACUUCAAGAUAUGAGAGAAGAUGGUUGGGAUGAUUUGAUUAUGAGGGUUGAAUCAUUUUGUUGUGAGCAUGAUAUUGUUAUGCCAGAUAUGUCUGCUCCUUACAAGAAAGGUACAGAGCGGGCUUGUGAACAAAAUAUUACAAAGGAGCAUUUUUAUCGGGUCAAUAUACUUAAUGCUGUAAUAGACUUUCAGUUGGCAGAGCUGGAUAGUAGAUUUACAGAUAAGUCAUUGGAGCUUCUUGUUCUUAGUGCUACAUUUGAUCCACGUGAUAAUUUUCAAUCAUUCAGAUUUGAAGAUGUUUGCAAUCUUGCUUUGAAUUUUUAUCCUAUGGAUUUUUCAUCAUCUGAUAUGCUUGCUAUAGAUAUGGAGUGUGGAUAUUUUCUAACAGAUAUUCAGAGGGAUCCAAGAUUUGCCAAGACAACUUCUGUGUCUGAUUUGUGUCGGCGGUUAGUUGAAUCAAGAAAGUCAGCAUUCUUUCCUAUGAUUUAUAGAUUGAUUUGUCUUGUGUUGACUCUGCCAGUUUCUACAGCAACAACAGAGAGAGCAUUUUCGGCUAUGAACAUCAUCAAAAAUAAACUUAGAAAUAAGAUGGAAGAUGACUUUCUUGAUGAUUUGAUGGUUCUCAACAUUGAAAAAGAAUUUGCUGAUAGUAUUGACAAUGAUUCUGUGAUUGCUGAGUUUGAAAUGAGUGGGCCUCGGAGGGGUUUUGGGUUUCCACGGGAACUAGAGGACUUUGCGAGGCUAAGGCAGGAUAUACUCGGCUGCGAUGAGUAUGAAGGUUAUCGAGAUUAA